This is a messenger RNA of Panthera uncia (snow leopard), 6076 nucleotides long. It is a transcript of the gene WWTR1, whose product is annotated as WW domain containing transcription regulator 1. NCBI's taxonomy places the organism in Eukaryota, Metazoa, Chordata, Mammalia, Carnivora, Felidae. The transcript is spliced from 5 exons. Bases 2111 to 2839 code for a protein of 242 amino acids. Gene Ontology annotation, biological process: positive regulation of transcription by RNA polymerase II; hippo signaling. The record is from RefSeq and is a predicted model, not a curated record. Gene Ontology annotation, cellular component: cytoplasm; nucleus. Gene Ontology annotation, molecular function: transcription coactivator activity; transcription corepressor activity.
UUUAAAAAAUUUUUAUUUAAAUGUUUAUUUAUUUUUGAGACAGAGACAGAGCAUGAACAGGGGAGGGUCGGAGAGAGGGAGACACAGAAUCUGAAACAGACUCCAGGCUCCGAGCUGUCAGCACAGAGCCUGUCACGGGGCUCGAACUCACGGACCGCGAGAUCAUGACCUGGGCUGAAGUCGGACGCUCAACCGACUGAGCCACCCAGGCGCCCCACAUUUUUUAUUAUAUUUUUGAAAACUGUCGAUGGCUUUUACAGUAUGGAAACUCAACAGUUAAACUUAAUUUUGCUUCCUUUAUAUCAAGCCUGACUUUUAUAUUUUUUUAAAUCACACUCAUUUAAAGGCCUUCUUGGGAAAACAUCCAAGCUUUCACUCAGGCAGUGGAUGAGUUCCCCAUGGCAAUAACUUGCUGUCUAGGAUAAAGAAGUCUGAAGAGGAAUUUUAGCAGCAUUCAUUUAGCAGCAUUCAGAUGUGAGGAAACACGCCAGAGAAGAGACAAAUAAAACUCCAGGGCCAGGUAUUACAGUGAUUUGGGAUUAAAUUGAAUGAUAGUAAUAGUGGUUUGCGUUGCUAAAGAUUCAAAGGAGACCAUUGUCAUUCAAAAUUAAGGUGUGUUUAAUGAAAGGACAAUCAUGCUUCUUUUCAGGUGGAUCUGGGAAGGUCCCUAGUGUGUGGGGGUUGGCCUAGACAAAUAGUUUAGGAGAGGUAAACCUAGUUGCAAGGCAUAGAACAAAAGGCUGACGUUUGGUUUUUGCGGUCAGCUUUUGUGGUCUUUCAUCAAUAUAUAAAAAGCACUCUGAUACAAUUCGUAAAACAAAGUUACAGCGCGAGAUGAAUAUGCUCAUCUUUAAAAGAAAAAUAUAAUGAAAUCUCAAAAAAGUUUUUGGGGGCACCAGGGACUUAGUUGGUUCAGCAUCUGACUCUUGAUUUUGGCUUAGGUUAUAUUCUUACGAUUCCGUGAGUUUUACUCCCGCAUCAGGCUCUGCACUGACAAUGUGGAGCCUGCUUGGGAUUCUCUCUCUCCCUCCUCUCCUCCCCUGCUUAUGUGCGCAUGCCCUCUCUCUCUCUCUCUCUCUUUCUCUCUCUCUCAAAAUAAAUAAACUUCAGGGAAAAAAAAAAGAGAUGAUGGUGAUGGUGUGCGGUAGGGCACGUAAGUUACCAAGAAUGACUUACGUUGUGGUUUGGGAGGAGGCAGACAAAGCUGGAGGUCUUGUCCCUCUUUCUAAGAACAUAUGGAAACUCUAGGCAGCAGCUUAUGUUGUACCAGUUUCUCUGAGAUUAAGUCACAAUAUAAAUACUGGAAGUUGUGUAUGACCAAAAGUCUAAUCAUGUCUUUUCCCUCAGAAACCUUCAUGCUUUGACAUUUGGGCUUCUCCAUAAUCUGGCACUUGCUGGUCUUCCUACACUUAAUUCCUGCUACCCUGUCCUCUAGCUAAACAGUUGUUAACUUUACCUAGUAGAACAUAAGCUUCUUGGGGGUUUUAUGUAUCACCUGCUUGGACCUCACAGUGCCUUCCUUGCUCUUAAUAAGAGCUCAGUAGUGUCAUAUUUAUGAGGUUGGUUUCAAGAGUUCUGUCUUUGGCUGGUACUGACAGAGGUGUCCUCAUUAUGUCAAUUACUUGAGCCCGGGAGCGUGGGAGGCUUGGCGGGGCGGGAGGGCCCAGUCUUGCUUUGGGAGAGGAGUUCACACCAUGGCAUCCCUGUGAUUGAAUGGCGGGGAAGCACCUGAGGAGCUGAGGACCGAAGGAUCCUUGGCUGGGACAGGAUACACUGGUGAGGCAGAAAGCCUUUACGAGGGUUUUUGCAUGUAGGGGCAGCUAGGACAGCUAAGUCAUGGGCUCGUAUUCAGAGAGUUCCCUGCAAGAUCCCCAAUGGGGCCCUUGGAUGGAGGGGUAUGUGGGCACGCGUGACCUUGGAUGAAAACAAACACAAUGUGUCAGCCAUCUGUAAGCAGAUCCUAAGGGAAGAAGAGCCGGCGUCAUUUAACUCUUGUGCUGUUGUUGGUGAUGGUGAUAAUGAUGAUCGUGCUGACAAUUAAAAAGAUCAUUGUUUUCCUUCUUUUAGUCACAUAGAAAAAAUCACCACGUGGCAAGACCCUAGGAAGGCGAUGAAUCAGUCCCUGAAUCCGAUGAACCUCCACCCUGCUGCCACUCCCACCCCAGCACCCCAGAGGUCCAUGGCUGUGUCUCAGCCAAAUCUCGUGAUGAAUCACCAGCACCAACAGCAAAUGGCAUCCACUACCCUGAGCCAGCAGAACCACCCUACUCAGAAUCCACCAGCAGGGCUCAUGAGCAUGCCCAAUGCAUUGACCACUCAACAGCAGCAGCAGCAGAAGCUUCGGCUUCAGAGGAUCCAGAUGGAGAGAGAGAGGAUUAGAAUGCGCCAAGAGGAGCUCAUGAGGCAGGAAGCCGCCCUCUGUAGACAGCUCCCUAUGGAAGCCGAGACUCUAGUCACUGUUCAGCCUGCUGUCAACCCGCCAGCCAUGACCCCAGACAUGAGAUCCAUCACUAAUAAUAGCUCAGAUCCUUUCCUCAAUGGAGGCCCCUAUCAUUCGAGGGAGCAGAGCACCGACAGUGGCCUUGGGUUAGGGUGCUACAGUGUCCCGACGACCCCAGAGGACUUCCUCAGCAAUGUGGACGAGAUGGACACAGGAGAAAACGCAGGACAGACACCCAUGAACAUCAAUCCUCAGCAGACCCGUUUCCCCGAUUUUCUUGAUUGUCUUCCGGGAACAAACGUUGACCUAGGAACUUUGGAAUCUGAAGAUCUGAUCCCCCUCUUCAAUGAUGUAGAGUCUGCUCUCAACAAAAGCGAGCCCUUUCUAACCUGGCUGUAAUCAGUACCAUUGUAACUUGGAUGCAGCCGUGACCCGACAUUUCCUGGGCCUCUUGGAAAAAGCAAUGGAGCAGAGUAAGUCUGCAGGUAUACCACUUUCUGCCUCCAUGACUCAAUGCUCCCUCCCUCCUUUCCAUGUGGCCAGUUUAAUCAUCGCCUGGAUUUGACAGUAACUCAAGUGAAACAUAAAUAAAUAAAUACUCUAUUUUCAUUUUCUGCAGGCCCGAAUUCCUGUGAAUCCGGGGCUGUGCAGAAUUGUUUCUGCAGAAUUGAUUACACAGAAUUGCUUCUCUGUUUUUCUAUCUGCUGCCCCAUGACUAAGCUUUAGGGGUGUUAGUUGAAAUUUAUAUGUCAAUUGAUUAUAAGCCGCAGAAAGCUGACCACAGGCAGUGACUUGUGACAGGCGGCUCGGUCCAGGAAAUGUACAUGAAAUUAAACCCGAUUUACAGUUUCAAAAACUGUAUUGAUGACAGUAGUACCAAAUGCUUUAAAAAAUUAUUUAACUUGAGCUUUAAAAAUCAUUGUAUUGAUAGUAGAUCUCUGCUGUAUGGAAUACAAUGUAGUUUUGAAUCCAUGCUGGUCCUGAUGGUUCUUUUACUCUGUAUUUGCAAAGGCACACAUGAUCUUUUGUACUUUGUCCUUUAUCAUUACUCUACUGCGUAGCGUCUAGACAACUUGUCCUUCUAGCAGGAGAGGAGCAGGAACGUGAGACCAGUUUGGUACUAAUGAUGAGCAUUUAUUAAACAAAACUUUUUUUAAAUUACAGGUUGGAUUUUUUUUAAUUGCAGCUUAGAAUUUGAUGUUUCUUUUAUACAGCACAAUCAUUUUGUAGCCGACGACAAAGGGCAGCCAAACGUUUUUGAUAAAUCAGUGGCAACUGUAUUUUUGUCUUUUGAAAAGCUGUUCUGAAGACAUCAGGACAACAUACAGAGCUUUCAAACUGAUGGCACACACAGGAAACUGUUGCUUUUCAAAUUCUGAAGGCUUAUCAGUUUUGCUUUCAAGAUUUCAAGUGUUUAAAUAAUCUUAUCUAUGAAACUGUUUGAAGGAUGAAGCAGAUCUCUGACUGACGUGUAAAAAAAAAAAUGCCCUCUGAGGGUGUAUGGUGGAGACGUAUGUUUCUGAAUUCAGUAAAAUUGAUUCCUAAGUAUGUUAUCCUAACCCUGUUUGCUACAGUUGGUAUAAAAAGGCAUGAAAUACGUACUCAAUACCUCUUAUGUAACCAAAAACAUUUUUUAUUAGCUUUUAAGGACUGAGAGAGAGCAUCAGGUUCAGCCGGCACGUACCUCUGCCUGCAUUGCUGAUGAAGUCCUCGAUUGUUUAAUGUUUUGAACUGACAUUAUUUAUAAUCUAUGAAUUUAAUAUCUUUUUUGAAAGACAUUAAUAAUUCAGGUCUCUGAGAGGAACCUUCAAUUCCCACGGGGGCUUAUCUAUUGGGGAUCUUCCAUAAGAUCCUUUCCAAUCUACCAGAAUACAGACAGGCAGAAUACAUUUUAUCUUGUUGGAAAGAAGGCAAGUGAAAAGGUCAGAGAUGAAGUAGUAAAGUCACGGUAUAUAGUGGAAAGGACUAGAUGUGAAAUGGACAUUGACAAGUGAUGAUACCCCAGAAGCAAGACAAGCAGGAGGUCAGAGAGGUGCCCCGAACGAACAAAGCAACAAUUUUCUACUACAACUUUCAUACCAGUAGACUCUGUUGUAGGAGAAAAGGCUUUGGUGCACUUUAUGUGGAAGAAGGAGGGGAAGGGCUGGUGUUGCCCUGUCCACGAUGCUGAGCGUGUCUGUGGACAAGAGCAUAACGCCCGCUGUUGCUUCCGACACAAUGAAGUGAUUUCUUUUCCCCGAAGGACCCAUGGUUUAUGUUCUUCUGAUUCCUUCUCUCUCUAAGCGCUCUGAGAGAGACGGGGGUAGAUGUUUAUGUUGCUACUAAAUUGAAGGGAGCACUAUUUCUCUUUCUCUUUUGUGAGCAGUAAGAGUUGUACAUUCUUUCUAAGAAAAACAAAAAACAAGGGACCUAACGAAACUGAGCAGUGUUACUGUAUUUUUUAAAAAUAUUUUUAUAGACUCAUUUUCAGUUUAUUAAGUGUAAAAGAAACAGAUAUCCCUCUUUUUUAAAGUAGUUAAAACAUCGAUGAUUUGUAUUAUCAAUUUUUAGAAGUAAUUUCCUAGUAAGCUUGUGGCAUUAGAAACUACUAGAAGAAUUUUUCUUUAGUGAAAUUAGUUGGAACAUUUAUUAAUGAACAUAACAAAUAUUUUUCCAGAAUUAAAUAUGAACCGUGACUGUGUGUUUACUUAAUAGACAAAGCCAGAUGUAAUUUUUUGUUUUGUUUUUAAGGCCAUAAAAUAUGGCCUUUGUUAAAGAACACUAAAGCUAGAAAUCUAAACGUAAGAACAACUUUUUAAAGGGUAUUUCCUAUUAUUGUAAGUGUUAAAAUCCCUGCAGAAUUCAUGACAAGGUGCUAUUUAUAUUUCUUAUCAUAAAAGAAUGCCAGGAUGUCUAGUCUUUUUAGUCCUAAAUCAGCAAAUUUCAACAUUUCAUCCAAUACCUGUGCCACAGAAAAGGCAUAUUAACAAUUGAAAUGGAAAAAUAAUUUCAGAGAUCUUUCUUUCCAGGUAUUUUUUUUUUCCUGAUAAAACACGUUUUCUUGAGGUAAAUACAUUGUCAAAACCUAUUUGCAAUUCUACUAAAUCUAACUAAUUGUUAGUGUUUCCCCAUAGUAUUCAGGAUGUGAAAGGCCCUUUCUUUCACUGAUCGCCACAUCAGGGAGGCAGGUUAAACAGAGUGGGACAUUCAGUGUGUGGGGUGGGUGCUGUUGACCCCAGCGUGGUAGAAAAGCUCUCUGUAGAAGGUGAGAGAAGUGUUGCUAAUUAUAAGUUGUGUUCUCAUGACAUAGUUAGACAGUAACUUCUGAAAGUACAACUUUUCUGAAGAAAAAAAAAUAAGCUGUUAAAAAAGGAAAUUGUAGAUUAAUUUCACUGGGAAAAUAGGCGAUUGACAGAGACCGUUUCCCUAAAACACUACAUCAUUUAUGUGCUAGUACUUUUAACUUUUUUUUUUUUAAGAAAAUUUACUUCUACAUUUUGUAAUACGACAUAUGUGUGUUUAUUUUUAAUUUAGAAUGCUGUGCGUACAGAAGGUAUGCAGCCAAAUCAAUCAUAUCAAACCAUUUUACCUGGAGUUUGGUACUGGUUUUUACUUCUCUGAUUCUGUAUAAGAAAAAUAAAUACAACUCAAUUUCCA